AUGGUUGAUGGCGGUGAACCAGUUGCUAUAGAAAAAAUGGUCGACAUUGCAAGAUCAAUUGUGAUAGGAAAAUUAUCAAAUGCUCUCUACAACGAAUCACCAGAAUCUUUUAACAACAUCAUUUAUGCCUUACUCGAAAAAGCAUUCAGUAUGCCCAAAGACGCAGUUGAGCGAAUAAUUAAGUACCCACACCUUGAACUCGAACCGGAACAAAAGGAGUUUGCUUGCAAAUGCCUUAUUUCAUUUCGCUCGCGUGCGCAUAAACAUCGAGUAAUUGCGCAAAAAGGGAACUUAGAGGCCCCUACCACGAUUGAAACAAUUACGCAAAUUCCUAAAGAGAUUUUGGAACUUGAAGAUGAGCUUGAAUUUGCGAAUGAGUGUGCAGGAGGCGGUGGAGAAUUGGUGGAUAGUAAGGUGGAUUCCACUUUAAAAGCAUCACAAUGCGUUAUUGAUCAGAAGCCUGACAUCGUGCAACCUUCUGACAAUACGAAUGUGACUCUUUGCAAAAAAGAACAAGAAGAGUUAGAAGCGGAAUCAGUGUCUUCCGCUACUGCCCCACAUGCAACAGAUGCAUCAGAUCGCCUAAAGUUGACAGAUGAUAGCACAAAUGGGUGUGCUCAUCUUAAGUCGACGGAAGAUGGGAAAUUCGUUGAGAACGAUGAAACCGAUUCUGCUUAUCCAGAAGAGGGAAGUGUCGAGAACAAGAAAGAUGGUGUGGGGGAAAUGCCACCUUUAUCUACAGAAGAGCUUAGUACGGCAAAAGAAGAUGUGGAAAUUUCUAUUCAGAACGAGCCAAUGGAUAUGCAGCAGUGCGGAAAUGAUUUGCAGUCGAAAGACGAAAAAAGUGAAAUGAAUAUAGUUGGAACAGUACCUGCACAGAUUCCGAACAAGGAGCUAACGCCUCUUUGCAAAAUUGACAAUCAUAAAGAGCAUUUUAAAAUGUUGCCUGUUUCUUGGGAUGGUGCUCCGGAGUUUCAGUGGCGAACGGUGCAUAACUCAGCCGAUCGCCGUACAUUAAUUAUUGAGAACGCAUCCUACACUGAUAUAUCAAACGUAUGGCUUUACCCAGCGAUAGUCCGCUCUUCAGAAAUUAAAUUGUCGUUUGAUAAGCAGAGUGGUGAUAUGAAAGAAUUUACGGGGAAAAUGGAACUUAAGUUUGUUGAUGAGACUGUUGUAAGUUCUUGCGCGAUCAAUUAUCUGGUGCAUGUCAGGACGUCUCGAGGGCGCCGACUAAAAAUAUUUUUGCCUCAAACGAAAACUGCAAUUCGCCUCAAAGGCGAACUGGAAGAGCGUUUGGGAAGGGUACGGGAACCCAAUGAGGUGAUGCAUCAGUUGAUUAUUAAACCGAUAGAUGAGAACAUUGCGGAAGAACAUAUACGGAAUUUUGCUUUUAACAGUUACGAAAUCAAACGCAUUGAAUUCAAAGUGGACGCUUUAGGACAAAGAUGUGCCAUUGUGACUUUUGGGAAUGCGAGUAUUGCAGUAGCAGCUCAUUUAGCAAAUGAAUUUGUUCACUUUGGAGAUGCGAGGGGAGCGAAAGGAUGGCACUCUGGAGCUGAAGGACUGCUUACCAAAUCAGAGUACAAGAAAUAUGCGGAAUCAGAAGAUAAGAAAUUUAAUAAGGACCGAGAUAAUACAGGAGCAUCUGGUGGGAAAACAGAAGGAUCUCAAGUGAAACCAACGAAAGUGAAAGAAGAGCCUAAGGAAGAUGGUGAUCCCGAGCUUCAAAAUGAAAAUUCAAACGCUGAUCCAAUGAAAGACCCGAAAGAGCUAGGAAAGCAGAAAUCUCAGAAACGUAGUCUGCAAUACCCAGGAAGAGGAGGGCUCGUAUCUUCACUACCUCAGAACGGAAAAGCAAGGCGAAGUGCGAGGGGCAAAAGAGGAGGGAAAAGGCAGCAACGAGGGGGAGUCAUAGGAGUUCGGAGAAGCAUGCCAGAGUGGGGUCCUACUGGAACAGCUGUCAACAAUCCGCCAGUCAACCAGGAUAUAGCGCAACCGACACCUUUACUAACAAGAGAGGACUACGAAGCAUUACAAAGUUGUGCUCAGUUAAACAGCCAUGGCCCACGGCAAUUCCCGAAAAAGGGAGACCAGAAGAAGAUGAGGAAACCCGCUGCCGCUCGGCCUUUGAGUGGAUUUAAUCGGUUCAACCCUAAUUCUCAAGUUCAUAUGCCUCGUUUUCCACGCGAGGAUAAUAAUAUGAUGGAGGACGGGCCAUAUGGUGAACAGAGAGAUGACAGGUACAUGUACCCUGACCGAGCUAUGCGUCGUAGGCCCGAGGAUCUUGACUACCCCAUGUUUGGGUUACACGACGGUAUGGGUUACGGGAAUCCUUCUUCGUCGGCUUACUUUAACAGGCCAUCUGGCAAUUACGCGGGUGAUAGGUACGAACGGAAUCUUGAAGAAAUGGAUUACUCUCGGUCGAGGUCGUAUGACUUAGACCCGCGUGAGAGUGGUUGGGGCGGUUAUGAUGAAUAUUUGCGGGGUGGUUAUAUGGGUCGAAGAGGUAUAGAUUACAAUGGGUAUGAUCGGUCUCGGCAGCCCGAAUCUUUCAACUCGGCCUGGCAUUAG
Messenger RNA from Enterobius vermicularis (human pinworm), 2571 nucleotides. The record is from the annotation of a GenBank genome assembly. Lineage: Eukaryota; Metazoa; Nematoda; Chromadorea; Rhabditida; Oxyuridae.